AUGCCAAAAUCAAAGAGAUCCAAGCUCGUCAGUUUGACCCAAACAGAUAAAAAGGGCCGUGACAAUAAAGAAAGAAUCUUCGAUGAAGUCAGAAGUAAUUUGGAUACUUUCAGAUAUGCAUGGUUAUUGAACCUCGAUGGUGUGAGAAACCAAGUUCUUCAAGAACUUAGAUCAGAAUGGGCCGGCUCAAAACUUAUCAUGGGUAAGCAGCGUGUUUUGCAAAAGGCUCUCGGUGACACUAUUGAAGAAGAAUAUAAAGAAAACUCUAGCCAAUUAUCUAAGUUGUUUGAUGGUGUUGUGGGGAUACUAUUCACCGAUGAAGAACCAAAGGUGGUUAAAGACUAUUUCGAAUCUUACUCGAAAAACGACUAUGCUAGAGCCAACUCUAAGUCUCCUAUUGAUUUCACUAUACCUCAAGGGAUUGUUUACUCUAGAGGUGGUCAAAUAGCCGAAGAUGAAGAUAUUCCAAUGCAACAUACCAUGGAUCCAACAAUGAGAAACACUUUCAAACUUCCAACCACUAUCAAGAAAGGAAAAAUUUUCUUGGAAGAAGAAUACCCUGUUUGUGAAAAGGGUGAAACUUUGGAUGUCCGUAAAGCUUUGAUUCUUAAGCAGUUUGGUGUUGCUUGUUCGGAAUUCAAAGUGGGAUUGUUGGCUUACUACGAUAACAAAACUACAAGCGUUGAAAAAUUAUAA
Molecule: messenger RNA, 696 nt
Organism: Saccharomycopsis crataegensis
Lineage: Eukaryota; Fungi; Ascomycota; Saccharomycetes; Ascoideales; Saccharomycopsidaceae
Gene: MRT4
Product: ribosome assembly factor MRT4
Exons: 1
Coding region: 1-696 (231 amino acids)
Biological process (GO): ribosomal large subunit assembly; ribosomal large subunit biogenesis; nuclear-transcribed mRNA catabolic process
Cellular component (GO): nucleolus; preribosome, large subunit precursor
Molecular function (GO): RNA binding
Source: RefSeq, a predicted model, not a curated record